AUUGUUUGCUUUCAGGAAGUUAGUGGUGUAGUCUGCUGAGUUGCAGCUCUGACAAAGUGGAGGGUGUCAAGUUUGAAACGUCUUUUAUGUCUGAACGGGCCUCUCUCUUUUUGACAUCAAUUGGUUUGCUUGGAGAAUACUGUCCUACGUCUAGAAAAAAGAACAGACAUACAUCACACAAAGUUGGCUGCAUGCAUGUUGAGUUAGCUGAGGCAAAUAAUACACACUGUUCUGGUUGCCAGUUUAUGCGACCUUUUCCAAUUGCUGGGAACUUGUUUGGUAAAGGAGGAUUUCACACCAAAAGAGAAGCUGCUGCUGUCUUUUGCCCUUUCUGAUUAAUUUGAUUUGUUGCUCUUAAACAGUUGAAUUAAAAUGGCUUUGCAAAAUAUUGGUGCUUCGAACAGUGAUGAUGCCUUUUAUAGGUAUAAGAUGCCAAAAAUGAUCACCAAGAUUGAAGGAAGAGGCAAUGGCAUCAAGACCAAUGUGGUUAACAUGGUUGAGAUUGCUAAGGCCUUGGCUAGACCUGCAUCUUACACUACCAAGUAUUUUGGAAAUGAGCUUGGAGCACAGUCCAAAUUUGAUGAGAAGACUGGAACUUCACUUGUGAAUGGGGCCCAUGAUACUGCAAAGCUUGCUGGGCUUCUUGAGAACUUCAUUAAGAAAUACGUGCAGUGCUAUGGAUGUGGUAACCCAGAGACUGAUAUAGUCAUUAGUAAGACACAGAUGGUCCAACUGAAAUGUGCUGCAUGUGGGUUUGUCUCAGAUGUUGAUAUGAGGGAUAAGCUUACAACGUUUAUUAUUAAGAAUCCCCCAGAGCAAAAAAAAUCAUCAAAGGACAAGAAAGCAAUGAGGAGAGCUGAGAAGGAACGGCUCAAGGAGGGUGAGGCUGCAGAUGAGGAGAUGAAGAAGCUUAAAAAAGAAACAGGAAAGAAAAAGGGUUCUGCUGCUUCAAAGGAUGUUGCUGCCAAAGGUGCAUCAACCAAGAAAAAAGCCCAUGCUUCUGAUGAGGAUCAUUCUCCCCCUCGCAGCCAGGCUGAUGACAAUGAACAAGCAGCUUCGGAUGACGACGACGACGACGUUCAGUGGCAAACGGAUACUUCAUUAGAGGCAGCUAAGCAGCGUAUCCAGGAGCAAUUGAGUGCUGUUACUGCAGAUAUGGUUAUGCUUUCUACCAGUGAAGAGAAGAAGUCAGUGAAGAAAUCUCCGGAGCGUGAGAGAAAGGUACAUGAGAAUGGAACAAAUGGUACUAAUACCCAUGAAAGGCUUGUCAAUGAGAUAAAGGAAUGCCUGAAGAAGGGCUCUUCUGCUAGCCAACUUAAAUCGUUCCUGAGUAGACUCACUGGGACUCCACAAGAAAUCAUGAAUGCCUUGUUUGCAGCUCUCUUUGAUGGUGUUAAGAAGGGAUUCGCUAAAGAGGUGUUGAAAAAGAACUACCUGGCAGCUGCAACCCAAGAGGAGGGAUCCCAGAUGAUUCUUCUGCACUCUAUUGAGUCUUUCUUUGGAAAGGCAAAUCCUGAGGUGGUGAAGGAGGUAGCAUUGGUUCUCAAAGCGCUGUAUGAUAACGAUGUGCUGGAAGAGGAGUUUAUACUAGAGUGGUACCAGCAGGGCCUGAGUGGUGGCAAUAAAAACUCUCUGGUUUGGAAGAAUUCGAAGCCAUUUAUUGAGUGGCUUCAGAGUGCCGAGUCCGAAUCCGAAGAGGAAUGAUUAUGAUAGCAGAAUUUAAUUGUUCGUGUGUAAUUUGCUUUUUCUUUUGCUUUGUCAUGGUGUGAAAUAAGUUUGCGAACAUUGAGCAGACUCCUCUUCCUGCUGGUUAGUGGUUAUUUUAUAUUGCUAUAUAGCCAUUAUCAUUGUAUGUGGUCAAGUUUGUUGAGCUCAGUCGCAGUCUGUUUCUGUUUAAGUGGGAUUAUCUAAUUAGAUUGUGUUUGUUAUUUUGAUUUCCUUUUUUUA
Molecule: messenger RNA, 1947 nt
Organism: Pistacia vera
Lineage: Eukaryota; Viridiplantae; Streptophyta; Magnoliopsida; Sapindales; Anacardiaceae
Product: probable eukaryotic translation initiation factor 5-1
Exons: 1
Coding region: 373-1704 (443 amino acids)
Biological process (GO): formation of translation preinitiation complex; formation of cytoplasmic translation initiation complex; translational initiation
Cellular component (GO): cytosol
Molecular function (GO): eukaryotic initiation factor eIF2 binding; translation initiation factor activity; GDP-dissociation inhibitor activity
Source: RefSeq, a predicted model, not a curated record